This is a messenger RNA of Poeciliopsis prolifica (blackstripe livebearer), 8846 nucleotides long. Its product is annotated as actin filament-associated protein 1-like 1. The coding region runs from base 5693 to 8068 and encodes 791 amino acids. The transcript is spliced from 18 exons. Gene Ontology annotation, molecular function: SH3 domain binding. Gene Ontology annotation, cellular component: cytosol. The record is from RefSeq and is a predicted model, not a curated record. NCBI's taxonomy places the organism in Eukaryota, Metazoa, Chordata, Actinopteri, Cyprinodontiformes, Poeciliidae.
AUGCAUAAAAACUGAACAAUCUGAACACAAUCGAAAGAGAAUCACUGAAUAAAUGAUGGAAUGUAGAAAGCACAAAACUUCCACAACAAUGUAAAUAUUGAAAUACUGAUUGUUUGUUUCAAUGCUGGAAUUUCCAUUGUCCUAUUCGCUUUCUAUUUCCAGCAUUUUCAUUUGGCUUUUGUGUCACUUUGCUUGAUGUUUGACGGGCAGGACAUUAUUCUGGGUGCUUCUGUUUGGAACUUGUUAUUGCAGAGAAAAUACCAUCUGCAGCUAUUCUCAACAGAGAAAAGCUUAUGAAUGAAAAGUGGAAUUGAAUGAAAGCAUGCAGAUAUUGCAACAUUUUUCAAGGAAAGUUACAAAAAGUGCAUAGAGAAAUCAAAAUAUUGACUAUUUAUUAGUUAAAAACAUAGCUCAGUGUCAGCGGGUGUUUAAAAUUUGGUCUUUGUCAUACAUCUGUAUUUUUCGGGACCCUUUCACCUUUUAUUAUCUUCAGAGUGUGAUAAGAUCCUAAAAGAAUGUGAAAAAGUGAAUUCUUCCACUGUUUUCCCACAGCUGUUUCUCUUUACAGAUCUUGCCAGUGUGAUUAUGGGCUUUUUAAAGUGUCUGUCUAAAUGCUAACCCUUAGGCGAACAGUCACAACAUGGACUGUUGUCAUGAAAAUAUGAAAAACGGGGCACUAAAUUAUUGAAACAGACUUUUGUCUCUUGAGGGAGCUGCUGAGCCUUGACCUCUGACCUCCCUCUGAAGAGGAUGGGUGCCAGGGGAAGAGACAAAAAUCAGAUUGGUGGAUCGGAGUUAAAAGGGAAAGAUUUAAGAGAGGGUGUCAUGGGGGAAACAGGCGUGAUGGAGAAAGUUUUAAAUCUUGGAAGAGCUUCUUGAAGCUUUUGACGAGGCAAGCAGGAACAGGUUGUUUGUUGACCAAAGCCUCGUCGGCCUUUGAUAUUUCUCUUUACACAAAACAUUUCUUUAAAUCCUAAUCCUCAUAUCUCCUAUAAGCAGCCAAAUAUUUCAUUUCAAAUCAUUUAAUGGUUGUAUUUUUCUCUGAAGGAAAGUUCUAACAAGGAGGGAGUGUUUUGAUUUGAGAAGAAAAGUUUCAGAUCUCACCCUUGGAUGUGAGUUGAUUGAUGGGUUGGAUCUGUCAUGAACGGGAGUAAAAGCCUAAAGUUAGGAGGACAGAGUGUGUAUUUUCUCUGUGGUGAGAUAAACAGCAGCAGUAGCUAUUUUGUUCUCAGCUAUAACCAAACACAUUAAAUCAGUUCAAAUGAUAGUCGCAUGGCCCAGAUCUCAUGACCGGCCUCCGUCAGGAAGACUUUCUGGAAACACACACAGAUCGGUUUUAACUUGCUGUGACUGAUUGUCAUGUAGUGUGUUUCGCAAACUGAUUCGCUCUGCACUUUCCUUUUAUUUGGUCAUGUUAGAACCAUAAAUAUCAUUAGCUUUAAGCUUUUAACUGAUUGACCAACACAAAAUACAAUGAAAAAGAACAAUGAAUAUUUUCAAAUGAAAAUCUUAAGUGUUUAAAUUCGCAUUCAGUCCUAGAAAAGUAAUAUUCUCUGAAAUUACCUUUUACUUCAGUUAAAUCUGUGGGUCAUUUUGUUAAGUUUCUGCCAGUUUUAUACAAAUUUUAUAAGAUGUAUCUAAAAACAAAUCUCAGACUUGUGUUUAGAUCCAGUUGUCCUCCUUUGAGCAGUCACUAGAUUCCCAAUACGACUCAAGAAAAGCCUCUCAGCUGGUUUGCGGUUUGGCGAAACUCUUCAUUUUCAGAUCAGUAAUCUUCUGUCAAAUACUCCAAGCUUCAUAUUUUGUUUUAUAACCUAACUCUUCUGUGGACAUAUCCAUAACUUAAUUUUUAAUCAUAAACAGCAUCUUCAUGCAUGAUGCUGUUUGUGCUGUUAAUGUUCUCUAACCAACCUAUGAGAUUCACAGAACAAGUGGAUUAGGUUAAAUUACACAUGCAAUGGUUGGACUUCAAGAGGAAGCUGAUUGGAGUAGAUUUUAUGUGGCGGUGUCAGAGAGCUGGUUUUAGUGCACAUCACACCUUUUUGAAUUUUUACUUGUAGAAGAUUAAAAAAUUCCUCCUUUCACCUUCACAUCACAAUUGUGCAAUGGUUUUUUUGUGUGCCUCAUAAAUUCCCCGCAAAAUAUUUUUAUUUAAGGUCGUAACAUGAUAAAAUGCGAAAAAUUUCAAGGGGUGUGAACUCUUUAGCACAGCACUAUAAAGGACAGAUUAAUGGGGUGUGUGUGCUUCCUCAUAGUGUAAUAAUUGAGCAGCUAGUAACAAAAAAGGACUUGAAUAGAAAACGUAAGGCAUAUGUGUGUUUGUGUGGAUGUGUGUGUCUGAGGAAUGGGGGGCAACAAAGAUCCCUCUGUGGGUGAGAGCAUCCACAAGCCUGCAGAACAGCUGAUUCUCAGCCUCUAAACCCUUCGUUCCCCUGAGAGAACUGGCCUUGACUACAUGGAGUCAGAUUCUGACAAACAAAACAUAGACCAGAGACUCCGCCAUCAGUUACAGCUGGUUUGUUUACCCGUUGUUGACUGAUAACACUGAGUGAUUUUAAUUGGUGCUGGCCACAGCAAUGAAUGGAGACCAGAAGGAUAAGGUGACUUUUUCUUGUUUGUUAAAACUGUCACCAUGUGGUGAUAGUAUGAUAUUAGACAGAUAAUCUGUGAAAAGAUUGAUCUCCUCCACCCCUGUCACAUAUAGUAAUAUGUGGUUUAACUGUAUAACUCCUUGACAAACCAACCAAUCAGAGCCAACAGGAGGGAAAACUUGCCGUUCCACAAAAACCAUUUAUCUGUCAUCACUGGUGACCAUGCUAACUAGACUUAGCAUUAGUGGCAGACUAUGUUGUGGUAAACCAGCUGUAGUACAGUAGAUAACAAGGGGAAGGAGUGAGCAUAAGGGUGAUUGACAGCGCUAAGACCCUCCUCCUGGCUCUGAUUGGUUGUUUGUGACUGCAGUUGGUAUUGGGAGCACUGGGAGAAAAGACAGGAGUUUGAUUUUUUUUCAUAUAUUACCUCUUAUACUGUCAUGACAUAAUUACCAUUUUAACAAAUAUGUAAAAAUUAUAUUUUUUAUAAAGUAUAAUACUGCAUCUUUAAGCUAGAAGAAUGACACCAAAUGUUUACAUACAAAGGCAUGUAACAUUUUUUCUUACUGUCUGAAUUUAAAUCAGAGUAAACUUCUUCUGUUUUACCAUUCAGCAUGGAAGAUUUCGUUACUCUAACAGCGACAUAAUGCAAAUUCACACAGGGACAAAGACAUAUCCUGUGGUCUGAUUACACUAAAAUUAAAAUGUUUGGCCAUAAUAAUUGUUAUAUUUCCAGGGAAAAUUGCAGAAUCUAUACCUUGUACAUUAGAGUAUUGCAAAAUUACUUAUAUCCACAUUACUGAUGGAUAUAAGGUUUGAUGAAAACAUUAUCUUAGUAUUUCAAUUUAUCUAUUCCCUUCAAAAUAAAAUUCUGCAAAGUUAGGGUUGCAUAAAAAAGUACAAUGUUGUUGUAUGUUGUCCUCCAAGCAGCAGGCAUCAUUAUCAUUUUUAAAGGAUAUUUUCAAGGUCAGCUUUAGUUUAAAUUGUUUUUUGGAAAAUACUACUAAAUUCAGAUCUGUCAGUUUUGCUUGAAAAGUUCUUAAGUUCAUAAGGAAAAAGCUGAGAGAGACCAAAAACAAUAGAAGACGUUGAACCAGAAACAGCAGGAUGGAGCAAAAUGGAAAAGAGCAAAGUGAGACGUAAAGAAAAAGGAGCUGGGGAGAGUUUAUUGGAGGAUCGUGGAGAGAUUGGAAAUCAGGAAGGAACGGAGAGACACUUCUGUCGACAACUAAGACAGGAAACCACAGCUGCGCACACGCACACACACAACCAAACAGCUGCUGGAGAUAUAUCCUUUAACCCUGAAUGCCCGGGAAUCGAGACGGCGCAGCUGUGUUGCACCACACCCCUGUUACACUGUGUGUGUGUGUGUGUGUGUGUGUGUGUGUGUGUGUGUGUGUGUGUGUGUGUGUGUGUGUGUGUGUGUGUGUGUGUGUGUGUGUGUGUGAGACUGUUUGUUCCUGUUAUGUUUUUUGUUACAGUCUCCGACUCUGACAAUGUAAUUGUGCGCUCUGGUCUUGCGGAGCUCUGCGGUGAUCUAAUUCUGGCCCUUGCGGAGACAAUAGAGUAUUGUUGGAGUUGGGGGAGUGGGAGAGGGUUUGGGGGAGAGUGAGGGCUUUUUUCUCACUCUAUGGGAAAAUGAAACAAGAAUAUUUUCAACUCAGAUGAGCCUCACUUUUGCAACUGCUUUCUAUCAAAGAAUGGCUAUAUUUUCAUUUUAUUUCAAUUUUAGCUUCGACAUAUUUUCAGACCGAAGUGGCAAACUUUCUAGUUUCUCACUGUACAUGUAACAAAUUAUUAUUACUGUAAAAUGUGUUAAAGUUCUUAAGUGUUGAAACAAAAUGAACCAAAGUUGAUAUUUGAGUUUCACAACAAUGAAUCUGAAAAUCUGAAAAUUACUCUCACAAUUAAACUUGCGUUGCAACUAAAGCAAAGCGAGAUCUGUUAUUCACAAAUAGAGAAAAGCAAAGUGAAGAGACUGAAAAUGACUUAAAAAAAACCCCCCAAAAACCUUAACAGCUAAAAUGAUGCUGCACCUUAAUAUCUGCUUAAUACGAACAAAGUAUCUGAGAAAAAGAGCAUCAUACCUGCAAUCAGACAUGUUGGUAGUGUGAUGUUGUGUUACUAUUUUGUUUUUUGGGAACUCGAGGCGAUGCCAUAAUUGAUGGAACCAUUAAUUCUGCAUCAGAAAUCCCUGAAGGAGGAGCCCACGUAGUUUAUAUGACAGUGAUUCAAAGUACACAGCAACUUCUGGAUUUCCAAAAAAAUUAGGUUUCAGAGUGCCCUAGUCAAAGUUUGGACUUUAAUCUAGAUGACCUUGCAAAGGCUAACUAUGUAUGAAAACCCUCUAAUGCAGCUGAAUAAAACAAUUCUGCAAAGAAAAGUUAAACAAACUUCCUCCACAGUGAAGACUGAUCAGAAGUAAGAAGCAAGAGUCAGGCUUCAGAGAGUCAGAGAAGAAAAGAAAAGAGAAGAGGCUGCUUACUUUUAUAAAAAUAUGUGUCAAAUGAGUGAUGUGCCACUAAAAAGGAGACAUUUUAUAACCAAAGAACAAUCUCAGUUAAACUUUAUGCAUGUUUGCUCAUUGUUAAAAGUUAGUAAAAAUAAGACGUUGAGCUCGGAUCACAAUUACUUCAUUCCAAUGUUUAUAGUUUACAGAUCUAAAGACCAUUGUAGAUAUCUUUGAAUUUUUUCCUUUUCUCUGGCUCUAUUUCCUUCAGGGAAGGAAGCCUGCUGACCUCCCCACCUACCUUCUUUUCUCUCCCAAACCUCUUCCCUCCUCUCCUCUCUUUGCCGUCUCUGAACAGGCAGGAUGUGUGAGUGUGUGUCAGGAUAUUUGGAACAAUGUCAAGGUCAACAGAUUGCACAAACACAUUCACACACACGCAGACUCACACAGGAUGUUGGAGCUGAACAUAAAAACUGCUCUUUUUUUAGAGAAAGCUCUAAAUACUCCAAGCUGUCUGUUAGUGUGUGAUAUGUAAGGAUGUUUCAUAUCUCAUCCCAGUCAGCUGUUGCAGCAGCCGCUCCUGAGUUUGUGCCCUUUGGUCUGUGCCAGUUUCUAUGAUUUGCUAUAUAUCCAUGUGUUAAGUUGGUAUUUAAUGCACUUGCUGCUACAUAUUUCAUCAAUGUCAGGAGCCUGGCAUACUGGUUUGUUGCAAGCUUCAACUGAUUUGAACAAACAAUACAGUAAAAAAUGUUUUUGCUGGUUUCCAGUGGUGAUGGAGCGCCUGGUGAACGAACUCAACUCUCUGCUGAAGAUGUUGGACCAUGAGACGGUUAGUCCAGAUACUGCCAACAAGAUGGCGUCCGUACGCAACAUCCUGGACUCUCUUCAGCUGACAGUCAAUGGCUCAGACGUCUACAUGAACGGCACAAGUUUUGUCGAGUCGCUGUUUGAAGAUUUUGAUUGUGAUUUGCACAUGCUCAGUGCAUCUCCAGUAGAGCAGAAAGAACCCAAAGACAAAGAGGAGAAAACACAGCCUAGUAAAUCAACACCCACAGACACGCCACCGCCUUUGCCAGCAACACCACUUCCUGAUGACUACUAUGAAGAAGCUGUUCCUCUUGAUCCUGGAUCCUCUCCUCAGUAUUUCACCACAAAUUCCAGAAACUCUGUUGAAGAUGCUUACUAUGAAGAUGCUGAUAAUAACUACCCCACUACCAGGAUUAAUGGGCCCUCUAAAACAUCCAAUAAUGACUCAGAUGCGCUUAGUAGCUCCUACGAGUCUUAUGAAGAGGAGGAGGAGGAGGCCAAGGGACGGGACUCCUCUCAGCGGUGGACCGCUGAGGGAAGCUCUGAUGAACCGGUCAGGGACUGCCGCAUAUGUGCCUUCCUGAUGCGAAAAAAGCGAUUUGGCCAGUGGACAAAGCAGCUAGUAGUUGUUAGAGACAAUAAACUCCAGUGCUAUAAAAGUAUAAAGGAGUUGUCACCGAACACGGAGCUCCCCCUGAAUCUCUGCAACGUCAUCUAUGUCCCAAAGGAAGGCCGGAAAAAGAGGCACGAGCUGCGCUUCUCCUUACCUGGAGGUGAAGCUCUGGUCCUGGCCGUCCAGAGUAAAGAGCAGGCCCAGCGGUGGCUCAAGGUGAUCCAUGAUGUUGGCAGCCAGUGUAAUAACACAGAAGGACUGAAUGGAUCAACAUCUCCAAUAAUACAGAGAAAACUGGAACUCGACAAGAUGCUGCAGUCAGACAGGCAAACAUCGGACUCAGACAGCGGUCCAGUAGGAGACAGUCAGUCCAACGCUUACGGACCAGGGCGAGACAUCACCGACUCACUCAACAGAGCGAAGCGGGGCGCGUUCUCGGAGCUGACGGGGUCGAUGAGCCGAGCAGCAGGAAAGAAAAUCAAUCGGAUCAUCACUUUCUCCAAGAAGAAGCCUCCGUUACCAGGAGACCCUCCCUCAUCUUCUGGGCACCAUGACAACCCCCGCUGUGGUUAUCUCAGUGUGUGUCUCAGUGGCUGCUGGAAGGAGCGCUGGUGUGUUCUCCGAGGUGGAAACCUUUUCCUGCAAAAGGAUCCCGGGGACCAGCGGCCUCCAGUCAUUGUGGUGCCUCUUAAAGGGGCAGAGGUGGUGCCAGGGGGCCUCGGACCCAAACAUCCCUUCUCAUUUCAUAUCAUGCAAGCGGGCAACGAGCUUGCAGCUUUAGAGGCGAGCUCCUCUGAAGAUCUUGGCCGCUGGCUGGGCAUUUUGUUUGCCGAGACCGGUAGCGGCACCCUCCCUGAAGAGCUGCACUACGACUACAUCGAUGUGGACACACUCACCGACAUACGGCAAGCUGCCAGACACUCCUUCUUGUGGGCUACUACCACUGCUACUUCCUCCAGCAGUGCUUCAAUAGACUCCAGAACGUAUGACGAAGUGUACGAAAGCAUUGCGGAUGAAGAUGUCGAGAGCAAAACAGGUCAGGUGAGACGUCAUGCCUCCUUCUCCAGCAGGGACUCAGAAAAAACCGAACAACAGGCUACCAUCAAGAGGCACGCCUCCAAUGUAAAUCCGUACGGGCGCUAUGGGAAGAUGCGUGCAGAGGAAGACGCCAGACGAUACCUGAGGCAGAAAGAGGAGCUGGAGAAGCAAAAGGAGGAGCUGAGAAACACCCUGAUCUCCCUCCGUAGGGAGAAGAAGGAGGUGAAGGAGCAAAUGAAGACUGACGCAGGUGAAGCUAUGGAAAAGCAGUUAGCUGAGAUAGAAACACUGUGCAAACAGAAGGAGGAGGAGAGGGUGGAGCUGGAGCUGCAGCUGACAGAAGUCAAAGAAAAUCUGAAGAAAUCACUGGCUAGAGGAGCUCUCGGUCCGCCUGUGGACACAAAGGUCAACGUCAAGACUCAGAGAAAUAAGGCUGAAAAGGUUUACAAUGAGAGCGUUCCCGUCAACUCAGCAUCUGAGCUUCGUAAACGUCCCCCGUCUCUUUAUGCUUCCUCCAGGGGGAACGUCAUGCAGAAAGCAAAGGAAUGGGAAUCAAAGAAGGGGACUUAGACGACACAAACAGACUGAGGAGAAAAGAAAAAACUUGUUUGGCAGGAGAAUGUGUGCCAGAUGAAAGGAUGAGGAGAUCAUCUAUUCAAGAAGAUAAAGAAGAGAAAAGAAUGAAGAGGGUGAUGCACAGCCAGGCUGAUGCUAACCAAGCUGUCUUAAAUGUGACAAACUAGACCGUUUAAAACCAGCGCAGUAUUAACGUGAUCACUCUAACCAUGAGCUAAGUCUUGUGUUCAUGCGUCUGCAUGUUUAUUGCACAUGUGCAGAAAGUGAUCAUGUGACCUUUGAACAGAAAUGCGUAGUAAAGGGAGAGAAGGAUGAUUCUUACUGUAAGUUGAAGAUACAGACAAGACUUCCUUCGUGUAUUCACCCAAAUAUCUUGGGUCUUUUACACAAAAUGUAUAAAUGAAAGUUAAAGAGUGAAACCAAAAAUUAUUAAAUUAUCAUUGUCUUUGGAAGAAGUAGCUCAUAUUUUAAGGAUUUAAAAAAAUUAUAAUUAGUAUGACACUGUACCUGAGAGAAAUAAACCAAUGUUUAUUGUUUUAAUGUGAAGUGAUUACUUUAAACAUUGUAUGUUUAAUUUUACAUAUAUAUAAAUUUACAUUUUUUUAUUUAAUUGUUGCACUUUAUGCUUUUGUAAUUACCUAAAUGUUUUCAGUUAUAGCAAAACAAACACACCCUUUGUAGCCAAAGUAUUUGAAGAAAAUGCCAUGUCUGCUCUUCAUUGCACAGAUGUGAACAAAACACACAUGUUGGAGUAAAUGAUUGUUUCAAGAGA